Melanaphis sacchari is the source of this 4335-nucleotide messenger RNA. RefSeq names its product protein PFF0380w-like. The coding region runs from base 695 to 4153 and encodes 1152 amino acids. The transcript has 3 exons. The record is from RefSeq and is a predicted model, not a curated record. Lineage: Eukaryota; Metazoa; Arthropoda; Insecta; Hemiptera; Aphididae.
UACAGUGGUUUUCCGCGCUUACGCAAGUCCCGGUAUACCGCGUAUACCUGACAUCGACAUAAUUUCAUUGUUUUGACACGGUGUCCGGAUUUACGCGUAUACGAAUACACCGCGGCGUUCAAUAAAAUAUACUUACAAAUGUAGCGUACACGCCAUGUCCGCGGUGUAUCGUCCAAAUAGAAUGAUAUUAUCACAUUUAUCCACACGAUUGUCGUUACGUUAAAAUAUCAUGCUGACGUUUUGACGGAGAACGUCGGUGGCGGCAGCCCUACGCACCGCACACAGUCACCCGUCGCGAUUUACAAACGACGGUUUCGGUCCGACGACAAUUAUUAUUGGACUCCCGAAGAUAUUACGCGGGCGCAAGUGCGCAACCAACUCUGCGCGCUACGCCAGUAAACAAUACCAAUAAAAUAUACGAUACAUCUGCGUACGUUAUUACGAUAAAAGACACCGCAGCUUCCAGCACCCCGGUUUGCAGUGUUCCAAAUCCUCUCAGCUUCUGGACCAUAACGAAACGUAUCUCGCAGAGCCGUCCGCAGUACUCGGCAGCAGCAGCAGCAGCGGCGGCAGCGGCGGCGGUAGUAUUAUAACGAUGAUGUUAUAAUUUUAGCGCCGAACAAUUGUCAGUAGACCGUAAUUAGUAGUACGGGUACAGUUUAUACUGAAGAUAAUAAAUAUUUUGCAUAUCUAAAUGGAUGGAGUUCAAAGAAAUUUCAGUAUGAUGGCCGAGAAAAUCGAUAGAAUGCGAUGUUUAAGGGAACGAUGCGACAAUUAUGUUAGACUAAUAAAACUGACACUCGAUGAAACAAUCAAAGAACAAAAUUCGCUUUUGGAUGGAUCAGCUAUUCAUAAUAGACUAAAAUAUUUAGGUGUAUUGGAUAAACCUAAAUCAUUAUCAAACACAUUCAACACUGAUAAAUAUCAUAAAAAUAUAGAUUUUAAUAACAAAUACAAGUAUUUGGUGUUUGAUGAUGAUUUGAGUUUUAGGCAACAUAAAAAUAAAUCUAACUUAAAUAAAAAUGAUAUGUAUUUAUCAAAUUAUUAUAGCAAAUACAAAACUAACUAUGAACCACAAGUACAUGAUUUUUCCGCAGUAUAUGAUAACCAGAAUAACCCAUAUUAUAUGCCAAUCAAUCAUAAAAAAUAUAGAAAACCAAUUAACUUUCGAACAUUGAAUACUCAAGAAUACCAAGUGUAUUAUUUUCCUACAUCAAAUUCUAUACCUCAAUAUCCUCGACAAACCACUGAAGGAUUUUAUAGACGGAAACCUAUUAAACAAUAUCCAGAAGAAGAAGUUCCUUAUUGGCCAACACGGUAUCCAAAACCAGUGAGAGUUGUAGAACGAGAACCAUCGUAUUCAAUGAUUGAUUACGGUUACCGAGGCACAAAUAAUUAUCGCUUUGGCAAAUCAAAUUUUGAGCCAUAUUCACCUGAACACCGUACAAGAUAUUAUCCAACAAAUGAUAAUAAUAUUUAUCGUGGUCAUGAUGAUAGUGAUUAUUAUUACGAACCUCAUAUGGGGCAACGAUCGUUUUCUAGUAUAACAAGACCAUGUUCACCCGUAUAUAAUCGAGAUAUUUUAUAUGAUAGAACUCAAUUAGAAAAUUCCAGCAGUUUACUUGAAAAAAAAAUCCGAGAUUAUGUGUGGAAUCCACAUAAAGAACGUGUUGAAAAAUAUAUGAUUCCAAGUUAUGAAAAUACCAAAUAUUACACUGAUUUUAAACCAUUAAAUAUUAAACACAAAGGAGAUGAAACAUUCAGAACACGUUCAUCAUUAGGAUUAGAUUCUCGGGUACGAAAUCAAAGAAACGAAAUAAUCAAUGAAAAUGCGUAUAACAAAAACUCAAUACUUACGUCACCCGAAAGAAAAUUUGUAGAUGACGAAAUUCUUCAAUCACAUAAAGAAAAUGAUCAUUAUUCUGAGUACACAUCAAAUAAAAAAAAAACUGAAAGUCCUUCAACUUUUCCAAAGCGAAUUAGUUUUGAUCUAGGUAAAGAGUAUAAUGAUCUACCUACUCACAUAAAUUUAACGGAAGAAAAUACUAAUGAAAAUUAUAUCACAAAAGACCAUAAAUUAGUUUUAGAGAGAAAAGAAUCAAUUACAAAAAUCGAUGAUAAGCGUCGAAAAUCGUUAUUGCCAAAUGAUGAUUAUUCAGUUCCAAUAAGUAAACAACGAAUUUCACCAAGUAAUACAAAUGUAAAUUCAAGAAGACAGUCUUUAAGUAAACAAGAAAAGUUAGCUUCAAUCGGAAAUUCUUUUGAAUCUGAAACAUAUUUAAAUUCGAAAAAUAAUUAUCAAGGAAACGAUUCAAGUUUAUCAGAAAAAAAUGUUCAUUUUUAUAAUAAUGAUAGAAUAAGUUAUGAUAAUAAUAAUGAUAUUAAGAUUUACUCGGAAACACAAGAUGAUAAAAACAAUGUUGUGCUUAAAAAUGAAAAUACAUAUCGUGAUUUCAGACGUGAUAGUAAUGAUAAUAGCAAAAAAAAAUCAAUGGAGACUACAGAUAAAACCAAUUUCAAUUAUCAAGAUCACGCAGAAAAUAGUAAAAAUUUAAAGGAUAAAUUAAAUGCCACAGAACGAAGAGAAAGUUACAAAGGCAGUCAAAAAUUUAAAAUAGAAAAUACUCAUGAAAUUGCAAGUUCAAAUGAUGUGGAUAAUAAAAUAGACAACGAAUAUAAUAACAAAAAUAGUGCAAAUGUAUCACCUAAAAAUAAAGUUAACUCACCCAUAACUGAUCAAGGUAAUAGUAUUAAUAAUAUAAAAAAUUACAAUAUGAAUGAGUAUGAAACUGAUCAGUUUCAACAAUUUACUAAUAUAAAUGAUAGUGUGGGAAAACAAAACAAUUCUGAAACUAUUCAACCAUAUAAUAAUGUUGUUAAUGAUUCGAACGAUGAAAUAGAUAAUACUAAUACCGUAAAACAAGUUAAUUCUGAUUACAAAACAACUCCAAAAGACCAAGAUUCAUUACAUGAAAUUUCGAAUAUCGAACUAACGAAUAAUACAAAUUAUUAUCAAGAUCAUUCUGAUGACGACCAUAUAAAAGAACACCAAACUCAUGGAUAUGACACACAACCGGAACACGUUACUAACGAUGAUCAUUUUUAUCCAGAUGAAAUUGUCGAUAAUAACAAACGUAUCAUCAACAACAACAUCGAACCCAAUCAACAAAACAAAUUUGAUGACGAAAACAAUGUACACGAUGAGUAUUAUUACCAAAAUCCUGCAAACGACAAAGAAGAAAAUCUAAUGAAAAACCAAUACGAGAAUCCCGAUUCCCAAGUAAAUAAUGUCGACAACCAAAACACUAAUGAUGAUUAUUAUUAUCAAAAUUAUUCUAAUGCUGACCCAAAAGAACAACAAGAAAAUCAAUAUUCCGAAUCUGGUGAAAAAGGAGAAUAUGCAGGUGAGCACGCCGAGCACGAUGAUUAUUACUAUCAAAAUCAUGCAAGAGAUGACAUAAAAGAACAACAUGAAGAUCAACGGUAUGUCGACUCUAACUAUCAGGGAGAUUACGUCGAUCAGACACCAGCUCACGAUGAUUACUAUUAUCAAGACUAUUCUAAUGUUGACCCAAAAGUACAACCAGAAAAUCAAUACGCCGAAUCUGAUCACCAAGGAGAAUACGUAGCUGAGCAAAUGCCCCAUGACGAUUACUAUUACCAAAAUCAUCCAGAGGAAGGUACCAACGAAAGUCAAGUCAAUCAGCACUAUCAGGAGCAUCAAGGAAAUUACAUCAAUGAAGAGCAAGACAAUAAUUAUUAUUACGAGAAUAAUCCUAAUGUGAACAUAGAAAGGCAUCCCGAAGGCCAAUACGACGAACACGCUCAACAGGAAACGUACGCAGGUGAUCAUCACGCGAACGACGGUUACUAUUAUCAAGAAGGCGAUACAAACUACAACGAAUCUGUUUCCAAAGAACAGUAUGACGGUUAUGUUGAUAGCAAUCACGAUGCUAAUGCCGCUUAUUAUCCAGAAUCAAAUGUCGAACAUUACGACCAGCAACAACACGAGUAUGAAAACAAUAGUUACCCGACACAAAAAGCAGACUACAUAGAACCGUAUGAACAAAACUCUAAGAACGAAAAUAAUGAUUAUUCCGAAAACGUCGAUGGAAGUCAACCGACGAGUCAAAUUGCCAACGAACAAAAAUAAUUUUACUACAAUGACGAUCGAUUAAAAAAUAAUGCUUACUUAUAUAAUAUUAUACAUGAAAAUAAUAUUAAUGUUUAUUUAUAGAAAAAAGUAAUCCGGUUUUGUCACUAUCAUUUUAAGUGAAAUUUAUUGUAAAAUAAAUUGUAAUAUUAUAUCAUUUAGUACGUUUAUUUUAUUGAAGU